AGUCCAUCCAUGAAAUUUCCUUGCUACUAAAUAUUCCACGGUCAACUGUUAGUGGUAUUAUAAUAAAGUGGAAGAAACUGGGAACAACAUCAACUCAGCAAUGAAGUGGUAGGCCACGUAAAAUGAAAGAGCAGGAUCAACAUAUGCUGAAGUGCACAAUGCACAGAAGUCGCCAACUGUCUGCAGAGUCAAUAGCUAAAGACCUCCUAAGUUCAUCUGGCCUUCAAAAGAGCUUCAUGGAAUGGGUUUUCAUGGCCGAGCAGCUGCAUCCAAGCUUUACAUCAGCAAGUGCAAUGCAAAGCGUUGGAUGCAGUGGUGUAAAGCAUGCUGCCACUGGACUCUAG
Messenger RNA from Staurois parvus, 344 nucleotides. NCBI's taxonomy places the organism in Eukaryota, Metazoa, Chordata, Amphibia, Anura, Ranidae. The record is from the annotation of a GenBank genome assembly.